Punica granatum (pomegranate) is the source of this 2747-nucleotide messenger RNA. NCBI's taxonomy places the organism in Eukaryota, Viridiplantae, Streptophyta, Magnoliopsida, Myrtales, Lythraceae. The record is from RefSeq and is a predicted model, not a curated record.
AUGGCGACACUGCUCCACCACUUCUGCAGCAGCUCCACCUUCUCCAAUGGCUGCGUGAAGAACCCGCUCCAAUUCCAAAUUCGACCUGUCUCCUUCCGUUUUAUAUUUCCUCCUCACCCUCGACGCAUUUCUCUCUCCCCACAGUAAUCUUUCUCUCCCUCUAUCCGACUUGUGAGCUAACAGUACUGUGCUCUACUGCUUCAACCGUCAAUCUCUUACCUGUAGAAGGCUGCUGGUUUCAUUUUCUAUGGAUUCUCACGGGGCUGGUUAUCCAAAGGAGGCACCUUUUGGUGUGGACAUGGCAAUGGAAGAAGAAUAUGCUGCUCAGUCGAAAUUGCUUCAGGACUUCGUUAGCAUAUGCAAUAUCGAACGGGCUUGGACUUUCAAAUCUGAAAAUGGAAAAGGAUCGAUGGGAAUGUUUUCAGUCAGCCAACCGAAUCUUCUUGCAAACAAGAGGAAGAAAUUUAUCAUAUCUGCUCAUAUUUCGAAAGAGCGUACUGAAGCCCCAACGUUUCAGUGGUCCCCUUUUCCUGUGGAGAUGACAGGUGUAUCCACAAUUGUUCCUUCUCCCUCGGGUUCAAAGCUCCUCGUGGUUCGAAACGCCGAUAAUGAAUGUCCCACGCAAUUUGAGAUCUGGAGUCACUGCCAGCUUGAAAAUGAGUUCCAAAUCGCCCAGUCUGUUCAUGGUUCUGUCUACACUGAUGGAUGGUUUGAGGGUAUAUCUUGGAACUCAGAAGAGAAUCUUAUUGCCUAUGUUGCUGAAGUGCCUGCUCCCCCAAAGCCCACCUUCAAUAGUAAUGGGUAUAAGAAAGGUGGCUCAAAUGAAAAGGACUGCAGCAGCUGGAAAGGUCAGGGGGAGUUUGAAGAGGAAUGGGGUGAAACCUACGCGGGAAAAAGACAACCUGGGAUCUUUGUCAUUAACCUCGAAAGUGGCGAAGUGCGAACUCUUGGAGGGAUUUCGAAGUCUUUAAGUGUUGGCCAAGUUGUGUGGGCCCCAGAAAUAGAAGGAAUUCAUCAAUAUUUGGUUUUUGUUGGGUGGUCAGCCGAUAAAAGAAAACUUGGUAUAAAGUACUGCUACAAUAGGCCUUGUGCAUUAUACUCAGGCAGGUCCCCUUUCCAUUGUGAAGCUAAUGAAGUUGAAUCUAAAAACAACGUGGCCGAAGAUUUUCCUUUGUGUAACCUGACUCCAAGCAUAAGCAGUGCCUGCCAUCCACGGUUUAGUCCCGACGGAAAGUAUCUUCUGUUCUUAUCUUGUAAGAGCUCAGUGGAUUCUGGGGCUCACUCGGCGACAAAUUCACUUCAUAGAAUACAUUGGCUCAUUGAUGGAAAGUUGAAUUCUUCAGAGACACUUUACGAUGUGAUUCCCAUUAUCAUGAAUUCAGAAGAAGGAUCCUUUCCCGGUCUAUACUGCUUAAGCCUUCUUAAGAAUCCAUGGCUUUCUGAUGGUCGCACAAUGGUGUUGACUUCCAUAUGGGGCAGUAUUGAAGUGAUACUCACAGUCGAUGUGUUGAGUGGGAAUGUAUCACGUGUGAGCCCAGUUAAGUCAAACUCUUCAUGGAGUAUUCUUGCGUUGGACAGGGACAAUAUCCUUGCUGUGACUAGCAGUCCAGUAGAUGUUCCCCAGAUCAAUUACGGUCUUCUUAUUGAGAAUUCUAUAGGAGGUGAUUCCUGGAGAUGGUGGGAUAUUUCCAGCCCUAUCUUCAAAUGCUCCGAGAAGGUGAAAAAGUCCCUCUCAACUCUUCAAUUCAAUAUCAUGAAAAUUCCAGUGAAGGAUGUUUCUGACUGUAGAACCAAAGGUGCUACCAAACCAUAUGAAGCUAUUUUCGUGUCUUCAGAAGCAACUAAUCCCUUGAUAGUAAUCCUUCAUGGAGGCCCACAUUCUGUCUCAUUAGCAAGCUUUACAAAGUCAUCGGCGUUCCUCUCUUCCCUAGGGUUCAACUUGCUAAUUGUGAACUACAGAGGUUCGUUAGGCUUUGGUGAGGAAGCAUUGCAAUCUCUUCUUGGCAGAAUUGGUUCACAGGAUGUGAAUGAUGUAAUCGCUGCCAUAGAUCAUCUGAUUCACUCCGGACUGACAAACCCAUCUAAGAUAGCUGUUCUCGGUGGUUCCCAUGGUGGAUUCUUAACCACCCAUUUGAUUGGCCAGGCCCCUGAUCGAUUUGCUGCUGCUGCUGCACGAAAUCCUGUCUGUAACCUUGCACUGAUGACUGGUACCACCGAUAUCCCUGAUUGGUGCUAUGUGGAAUCCUGUGGACCCUCUUGGAAGGAAAACUAUACGGAAGCUCCUUCUGCGGAGCACCUGUCUCUCUUCCACAGCAAGUCUCCCAUUUCACACAUCUCCAAGGUGAAAACACCGACUCUUUUCCUACUAGGAGCUCAGGAUCUGCGUGUUCCAGUGUCCAAUGGACUACAAUAUGCUCGGGCAUUGAAGGAAAGGGGCGUUGAUUGCAAGAUCAUUGUGUUCCCGAGCGACGUUCACAGCAUCGACAAACCACAAUCUGAUUUCGAGAGCUUUCUCAACAUAGGAGUGUGGUUCAAGAAAUACUGUACAUGAAAAGCCGCAGUAAACGGUUUAAGUUCGAGCUCCCGAGGGUUUAAAGAUCUUAGGAUAUGCUUCUCUUGUUUGUUCCUUGCAGUUGGGUCUGCGAUUAUUUCAUGUAAAUUUAUAUUUGAUCAAUGAAGUUGAAUGAUUCAACUAUAAAAAAGUUCCAAAAAUUGGUCAGGCUUCAUAUGUCGUGACAUUUUCCUUU